Molecule: messenger RNA, 9979 nt
Organism: Malaya genurostris
Lineage: Eukaryota; Metazoa; Arthropoda; Insecta; Diptera; Culicidae
Product: protein tolkin-like
Exons: 12
Coding region: 1333-5808 (1491 amino acids)
Biological process (GO): proteolysis
Molecular function (GO): metalloendopeptidase activity; zinc ion binding; calcium ion binding
Source: RefSeq, a predicted model, not a curated record
UGGAUCGGUUCGGUCGUGUUUUCUGAAAACGCUUUUCCCUCGACCCACGGCUUGAGUGUUAGGCACUGUUUUUUGUGUCUAUUCACUAUCAUUGCUUCUCGUGCUGUUUUUCUAUUUUUUGCGAAACUGCUCCCUUCUCUUAUCAGUGAACAUAUCUUCCUGCCAGCCAGUGGCAAUGUGUAUGCCAGUGUCUGUUUGUGUACUCCUUUAUCAAUAAAGAUUGUCCUUUUUCUUGAUUUCGUGAAGAUUCUUCUGUUUUGGAUGUGAAAUUUUCUUCUCGGAUAAGAAUAUCCUUUCGAUUACCGAAAGUAGCAGUGUGUGAAGGAAAGAAUUUACUACUCUCAAUUCUAAAAAGCGUGUAUAUCGACGCAGUGAAGUGAUUUUGAUUUUAUCUUGUUCUUCACAUCUAUUACGAACUGUGCGAGUGUUACAAGUGAAAAGGAAAUGUAUCUACACAGUCUUACCGCUUAUCCUUGGAAUUGAGCAGGGAAAUACGUUUCUAUAAGCAUAGUGAUUGCAGUAUUCGCUGAGGGUCGAAAUCAAGUAACAAUUCAAAGUUGCCUAUCCCCUCCACAGUAAAUGUCCCAUCAUGCAUACGAGUGAAACGUUAGACUGAUGGGUCACAGCUCGUUUUGAACUAAUAAAUGUGCGAGGCAGCUUUAAUUUGGUAGCAUCCAGAACUACAAAAAAAAAUGAGUGCACAUGCGUCCCUUUUUACGAUCCAAUCUCAAGUAUCUCUGCAUCUAUGCACGUUCGACACAGCAGCAGGCAGCAUCAAACAAUGUUGAACUUAAAAAAUAACGAAAAGCGUGGUGUAUAGUGACAUAUUCACUCUAGUAACAGUUGGAAACCCGACCAACCCGAAAUCGAACCAAUUGUGUCAAUGAGGUUCACUAUUGCGGUAACAACUGAGAACGGGAUCUGGUCUGUAACGAAGUGGUGGCCUGAGUGUAUUUGAUUGCUCAAAAUCAACCUUCAAAUGGCUGGGAAUUGGUCCCAGGACUGUGCGGUGUUUUAUGAAUUGGAAACAUGUUUGCGGUGUACGAAGAGAGCAUCAACAAAAUCUGAACAUAAUAGUGUACAAUAAAAGUGAAACGAGCAAUAACUCAAUGUGGUGCCCUUGUGAUGGAAUGAAAUAAUCAAUUUUGCACAUGUGAUCUGUAUAGAUUGGAUAUCGUGAUAGGGAAGGUGCGUUGGUUGUUAAUAUAUUUCCAGUUGAAAAAGUAUAAAUUAUAUUUCGCGUAUCCGAAAAAGAGUCGUUCUAACAUUGAUGUGGUGACAAAAGCAAUGGUGUACUAAACAAACCAUACACAACCAAAACAUAUCUUCGCAAUGUUCUCAAAUUAUAUUAAAUUUGAGUCAAUAAAGGCUCAAACAACAAAUUCUCAAAGAAUAAUGGGAUUCAAGUUUUGCUUGCUAUCGGUUAUAGCAGUAGUAUAUAUAAUCGUCAACGUAUGUCCCUGUGAAUGCUUAGAAAUUAAUGAAACGCUUGUUACGCGAAGACAUAAGCAAUUCACGACGGAAGAGUUGUUGAGCAUUAAAUUUCCUAGCAGUAUCUCUAACGACAUUGAUAUGGAUCCUUGUAAAUCAAGCGGCUUUUUGGGCGAUAUCGCACUGCCAAAUAUAAACUACGAAACGGAGUGGCAAAAGCAAAGACUGAAUAAAUCCUUCCAGCAGGAACUAGAAAAACUUAAACAAGAAGUUUAUCACGAAGGUCUGCAAGUGGAGGAGGAAGGGUUGACUGAUAUUAUCCGAAAGAAAACUAAACAGCUAACGCCAGAUUUGAUAAGCAAUGGACAUACAAACCUGAGCCAGCAAACCAGUAAAAAACUCAAUGAUCCCACAGUAGACGUUUCUGGAUCGCAACCUAUCGAUCACAAAUCGCUGAACAUAAAAGCUCAUCGCCACGAGGACAGCGAUAAUGCAAUAAUUGACAGUUACUACGGUCAAUCACAAUUCAAGGCAACUAUCAUAGACAAUAAUGACAACAUCAUACAUCGAAAUGAUAACUCCAGCCGGAAUGAACACAAAACGGAGCAGUCAACCCAACAAAAUCGCUUAUUACCAAAAAGUUCAAUAUCAAGUGGAAACGAUAACAACGCUGACAAAGACAAGAAGAACGCUAAAACAGCGGCAGUUCGCAAUAUUGACCAUAAUCGCAUUCAAUCCGAUACGAAAGAUAUCAUUAUUGAUGACUCGAGUAAUAACAUAAUAACAAACAAUCAUGCCAAUAGGAAGAUUGCUCUUACGGCACUUUCAACGCCUACGACAACGAUGAAAACAAUCCGUACGACUCAAGCUAACCGAUUCAGUAAUGCCGGAGGGAAUGGCAGAACUUUAGAAGACGUGCAGGUGCUAAAUGGGGAUGGGAGCAUAACUACGCACAAACGCCAUCAUCGGCGUCGCAGGCAGGGUAGUGGCCGUAAAAAUACAGACACAAAGGAACUGCUAUCGGAUAAAAUCCGUCGGAAACCAAUAGAUGCAAAAUCAGAUUCGUAUAGAGCCAGGUUAGAUAGGCUAAAAAGUGAACUAAGUACUCCCACCCUUUCAAUAGAUGAUUCGAACAUGAAACAAUCAAAAAAGGAACAUAAAAAGGGUGUCAGAGGUAAACAAUCCUUAAGUAAAGUGAAAUCCAGAAGCAAGACUUUGCAUAAGAAAGCUUUACAAGAGCUCACAUACCGUCAUAAACAAACUGGCAAAAGUUACGAACAGGAGAGUAGAAACAAAAGCACAUACGGAAAAAUGUACACCAUCAGACAGGAACAUACCCGCAUUCACGAUGAUAUCAUCAUUGAAGACAAAAAACCAGACGUGGGAGCCAUAUCUGAAGCAGCAUUAAUGACGGAUUCAAAAAGAAAAGCUGUUGGUCCGUCGCUCCUGAUGACACAUGAUGCAACUAGCAAAAACGGGGAAAAGCAAAUACAUUCAUCGCCACCUGUUGAUGAAAAAAGAAAAGACCACCAUCAUCGAGUGACACGUGCAGCCACAGCGAAGAAAGAGCGAAUAUGGGACUUUGGUGUCAUCCCGUAUGAGAUCGAUGGCAAUUUUAGCGGUUUGCACAAAGCUCUCUUCAAACAGGCGAUGCGUCACUGGGAGAAUAAUACAUGCAUUAAAUUUGUCGAGCGUAAUCCGAUCGAGCAUCCUAACUAUAUUGUCUUCACGGAACGGCAAUGCGGCUGUUGUUCGUUCGUCGGAAAACGUGGCAAUGGACCACAGGCCAUCUCGAUUGGUAAAAACUGUGACAAGUUUGGUAUCGUUGUGCAUGAAUUAGGGCACGUAGUUGGAUUUUGGCAUGAGCACACUAGACCGGAUCGUGAGAAUCAUGUGGUAAUUGAGAAGAACAACAUAAUGGUAGGCCAAGAAUACAAUUUUAACAAGUUAACGGAAGAUGAAGUAAAUUCUCUGGGUCUACCAUAUGACUAUGAUUCGAUUAUGCACUACGCGCGGAAUACUUUCUCCAAAGGAACCUAUCUGGACACUAUAUUCCCAAUUGAAAUGCCGGGACGGAAAAGACCCGAAAUCGGACAACGAUUGCGACUCAGCGAGGGAGACAUCGCGCAAGCAAACAUGCUUUACAAAUGUGCCAAAUGCGGUCGCACAUUUCAGGAUAACUCUGCUUCCUUCACCUCGCCUAGUUACUAUUCCAUCGUGGCACCGAGCGAUCCGGAGCGGUGUGAAUGGCGGAUAACUGCCACUCACGGGGAGAGAAUUGUGCUCAACAUAACUGACCUGGAUAUCUUUAAAUCGAACAAUUGCCGCUCAGAUUACUUAGAAAUCCGCGAUGGAUACUGGCAUAAAUCGCCAAUUCUUGGUAAGUUUUGUGGAUCCGGUAAAGUUAACGAUUUGAUCAAAUCGACAGGUAGUCGAAUGCUCCUCACGUAUACUACAACGUUCCGGCAGUCCAAUAUGCGAGGAUUUGCUGCAAGCUAUGAGGCGGUUUGCGGUGGCAAUGUGAAUUUAGAAAGUGGUGGGCGUCUCGAAUCACCAAACUAUCCAAUGGAUUACUUACCGAACAAGGAAUGUAUUUGGAAAAUUACUGUCCCGAAAGAUUACCAAGUGGCUCUGAAAUUUCAAUCAUUCGAGGUGGAAAAUCAUGAUAACUGUGUAUAUGACUAUGUUGAGGUGCGAGAUGGCGAUUCAGCGGAGUCACGAGUCAUUGGAGUAUUUUGCGGUUAUAAAAUACCACCUGACAUGAGAUCGACUACCAACAAAAUGUUCGUUAAGUUUGUGUCAGAUGGAUCGGUUCAAAAAGCUGGUUUCUCCGCUACCUUCAUGAAAGAAGUAGACGAAUGCGAACGAAUGGACCAUGGUUGCGAACACGAAUGUAUCAACACUCUUGGAGGCUAUGAGUGUGCUUGUUACAUUGGAUAUGAGUUACAUAGCGAUAAGAAAUCGUGUGAGAAUGCCUGUGGAGGAACUCUUAAACAACUGAAUGGUACAAUACUAUCACCCUCUUUUCCGAACGAAUAUCCAAUCAUGAAGGAAUGUGUAUGGGAAAUCAUAGCGCCGGCACAGCAUAAAAUCACCCUUAAUUUUACCCACUUCGAAUUGGAAGGUAACACGUUCUACCAGGCUUCAGAAUGCCAGUACGAUUCAGUAACCAUCUAUUCAAAAUUGAAUGAGGAUACUUUAAAGCGACAUGGUGUAUUUUGUGGAACAAAAAUCCCACCUACAGUUACCUCAGAAGAAAAUGUACUGCGUGUUGAAUUCAAAUCUGACAAAACAAUACAAAAGUCUGGCUUUGCUGCAGUUUACUCAACCGACGUAGACGAAUGUGCGGUUAACAAUGGUGGAUGUCAACAUGAAUGCAAGAAUACUCUUGGAUCAUAUGCUUGCUCUUGCCAUAAUGGCUAUACUCUUCAUGAUAAUGGACACGAUUGUAAAGAAGGGGGUUGCAAGUACGAGGUAACAUCCCCUAAUGGGCAGAUUUUCAGUCCCAACUAUCCAGACUAUUAUCCACCGAAAAAGGACUGUAUCUGGCACUUUACGACAACUCCGGGACAUCGAAUUCGACUAGUUUUCAACGUUUUUGACAUCGAACCACACCAAGAAUGUGCCUAUGACCACAUUGUCAUCUACGAUGGAGACUCUCCGGAAAGUUUUGCACUCGGACGUUUCUGUGGAGCAAAACUCCCACAUCCAUUAUCUUCUACGUCCAAUGAAAUGUAUAUGGCAUUCAACACGGACACUAGUGUUCAACGCAAGGGUUUCUUCGCAAGUCAUUCUACAGCUUGUGGAGGACAUUUACGUGCAACUAAUAAGGUAAAACAUAUUUACUCCCACGCUAAGUAUGGAGCUGGAAUGUACGAUAACGGUGCUGAUUGCGAAUGGUCCAUUGAGGCAGACAGGGACAAAAAUGUGCAACUGAAGUUCCUCACGUUUGAUGUCGAAGAAGAGCGUAUGUGUUCAUACGAUUAUGUUGAAGUAUAUGGAGGUUUGGACGAUGCUAGCGGACCGUUACAUGGGAAGUACUGUGGAAAUAGUAAUCCACCAGAAAUAAUAUCAAUGAAUGAGGCGCUCCUGGUCCGCUUCCGCUCGGAUGACACUGUCGGCUUCAAAGGUUUUUCUGCAUCGUACGUCGCAGUAAGCCCUUUUGGAGACGGAUUUUCGACGGACGAGGAUCUGUCCGAAAGCGCCGAAAUUACGCCCUUCCCGGGCUCACUCAAAAACACAGUUAUAGAAGCGGAAGAAGACAUGGACGAAGACGACGAUGAAGACUACGAAAUUUUUGUUCAUCAUCGUCACUUGAACCCCAAGGUUCGGUUUUCGGUGCGAAACGAAAUACGAUCAUCUCAAGCCAUCGACUGAAAUAGGCCUAAACGCGUCGGCUUUCGGCGCAAAAUUAAUUAGUUUUCAUUAUAAGACAAAUCUGAAGUUGAAUUCCUAUCAACUUACACAGUGGUCGACGGCAAAAAGUUUAGGAUCUUAGGCAUUGCUUAUGUACCACGUAAAACUGGUACAUGAGCAAUGUCAACUUAUCAAUAAGUAAAACAAUCUUUUUGACAGUUCAGUGAUACUGUUUAUAUGUACGUAAGAAAGCUUGGUUCAACAUAAAUCAGUACUACCGAAAUGUCAAAGAAGAACUCGAGUUCAUUUGAGACGUCAUGAUACAAAACCUAAUAGAUCAAGAGGUUUUGAAAAAAAUCAACUGAACUAUUUGUCAUAUCAUUAGUCGAACCACAAAAUAUUUUUUCGCCAAUGCUUUGUACUGGAAUAUCAGAUCUCACAUGAUUUUAAUAUAUGAGAUCAAUGGUUGAGUUGAGAUGAAUAAUGGUACAGUGACCGCAUAUCAAACAUCAAAACAUGAUAAGAGAAUCGUUUAAAACAAAAAAGGAACAACUGUAAAAGCCCAGUAAAUAAAUAAUAAAAGCUAAAUAUAACGCCAAAAGCAAUGUUACACCAGUCUUCGAUAUCUUGUGAAUAUUUUGUUCAAUAUUUACUGAUCUUGCUCGUUACAGAAUGGUCGACAAAUUCUGAAUGUAUGUACUAAUCUCCCCUACGAAGCGCUAUAGGAAUGGGCAAACAUAAAUUAGUGUAUUCGCUUGAUGCUGUACCUAACCCAUCCUAAAUGCUGUCAAACCGUAUGUUUUAAGUCAGUUCAGAACCCAGUUUUAAUUUAAUUUUUUUAGAAUUGAAAAUCGGAUCAGUUUCGAACCUUAUUCUUCCAUCGCUCCCACCUUCUUUGCUUAGAGCUAACCCAGUAAAAGUACCCUAGCUCGGUUGCACAUUUCUCAAGUGAAAAUGGCAUAAUAUUGAAUUUUUAAAUUAUGUUUAACUACAGAAUCGAAAUCUUCGCCACAAAACGAGUGUUUAAUUCCAAAGACGUGAGUUUAAACCGAUGCGAAAAUACAGUUCAACGCAAAGGAUAAUCUUUUCAUUUUUAAAACGUUUUCAAGUAUUAAUAAUUUCAAUUGCGGUAUUUAGCGUAUUACAUAAUUUGGACUGAACAUUAUGCACAAAUUGCAAAUAUUUUUACAUUUUUUCGUAUAACUAUUCGGAAGAAUAAAAGUGUUACAUCUUCUUCUUCCUUCUGAUUGGCGUAACCUCACUUGAAAUGACGCCGAUUGAUGACACAUCAACAUAGGCUAUAUUGCCAGUUACUAUUCGUUCAUAGUCCAAUUGACAUUUUUUUCACUGCAACAACCUUGAUGUGUUGCAACAUCGAGUCAUCAAUGUACGGAUACAAUUGAUUGAAAAUUUCAAAGCCUACACGAAACCAGAAAACUACAUUUUUUUAAGUACUUUCCAUCCAAUUUUGGGAUUCCGUUAUGUAACCAAAUUUUAUGUGGUUUGCAUAAUUCCCACGAAAACAUAUACCGAAAGGUAAGUAGUAUAAGUAGUAUAUAUACUCAAUAGUAAGUUCUGUUUACUCAACUGUUCAGUUUCAUUGUCUCAAUUUUCAGAUGCGAUUUACUUAAUUUUAGCUGUUUGACAACAAUGGAAAUGUUUUGACAACAAUGGAAAGAACGAAAGAAAUUAUUUAAAAUGUACUCAACGUAAAAUGUAGUCAACUAUUGAUGCGUUAUUUCGCAAUAAAUAAAGAGAAUUUUCGCAAAUGAAAGCAUUUUUUUUCGUGUUGUAGCGGCUUACCGAGAACUACCUUUCGUAGUCAAAGUAAACAGCUUGAAAUUUGAAUAAUUACUGGGCUUAGCAAGAUGAAUUCGUGAUGGAAAUCAAUUAAGUGAAUUGUUUAUAUUUUCAACUACACAUUGAAAACUGUUAACUGUUGUUCAGCUCUUUUCGUAAAGUUAUGUCUUGGUCAUUUUAUCAUGUAUUUAAUUUCAGCAUAUCAACUUUAAAAAAAGCAUAUCAACUUUAAAAAAAGUGUAAAUUUAUUGUCAACACAUACCAGCGGUAGUAAAACAAUGCGCAUCAUCCACGCAACGUUGGCCUUCAAAUAAUAAAGUUCUUGAUGUGAGACAUACAUAUCUAAGUAUUAUUUGUUUUUUGUAUUACUAAGUUUGGUUUUGAAGCAUUGUUUUAUUAUAUAAAAUCAAAACCAAAGUGCACUAUUGCAUACCUUUUGUGGAAUUUGACCAUUCUGCUUCACCAGACUUCGCAGUCAAUUUCUAGUGUACAGAAAAGUACAAAGUGCAAAGAAUCCAACUGGUUGCAAAUCCAAUUUUUUUGUUUUAGGCAUGAACUUAUGUUUAGAGCACAAUAAGCCAAUAUUUUUUAAUAAUAUACUAGUGACUUUAACCAAUCAACACUUUCUUUUGUCGAGUUAUUUUCUUCUGUUUCACAUCAUUAACAUAGUUGUAACUUUACAUUCGUAUUUUGUUGUUUAGACCAUGCUCUACUAGGCUACCUUGUUCUAAUCGAAUUUUGAUUCCAAAUGAAUCGAAACAAAUUCAUUGGGCAGUUUUAAAUCUGCUUGAAAUUUGAACACGUGGAAUCGAACUGCAUCUUGACAUCUGGAUUAAAAUUUUCUAACCGAAGAUCAAAAGUAGUUAAGCUUAAGUAAAAUAGAAUAGCUGUGGAAAUUGGCUGAAAGUUUUAGGAGAUGAUGUUGAUAUGUAUCGUAUACGGUUGCUUUCUUUAUAUAAGAGUUGAUUUAGGUUCAUUACGUUUCUAUUGUAUGGCCAGGGUUGACGGUUCAACGCAGUUGUCGUAUGUUAGAGUUAGUGUCAAUAGGAUCAUAGUACUAGUCAUGCAAUGAUUAUGUACGCUAAAAAUCUACUUCGAAGUCUGAAUAAACAGAAAUGCCAAAUUCCACAAAAGGAAUGUAAUGCCAAGACUUUGCGUAACAUUUUUAAUGAAAUCGGAAACGAUUGCAAAAUGCGUUUAAUCUGGAAAAUUACAUCUCAAAGGCAAUACUGUGAAGAGAGAGAGAGAGAGAGAGAGAGAGAGAAAGGAAGAUUUUGAGCCAUUUUAUAAAACAACUCAGUCUUAAACAUCAUAUCUAGGAUCCUAUAUAAGCGUAACUUGAGAUUAAAUAUUUGUUUCUGGAAAUGGUCUUAAUAAGUUUCUGGAGUAAUUUUCCGUUCGUUUCAGUUAAAAAAAUAGGUGAGAAUUGGAAAAAAAUACUAAAACACAAAUCAAGACUCAACUCAAUUCAUCUCAACAUCACACUAAAUUUUAGGUCAACAAAAAUAUGUUUUCUUUUUAUUGACAUAUGAAUGAAACACAUAAAUGGAAACAGAUAUGUCAUUGCCACAAGGAAUUGUAUUUUCGCGCUAGAAAAAAAUAUCAUUGAUAUAAGGGACAAUUUUGAACUUGGUUUCGUUUCAAUAGAUCUUACUGUCGACUUGAGUAUAAACACGUAUCAUAUGUGGCAAAAGCCAAAAAUCAGCUCUUAUGAGUUAAGCAUUCUAACUGAAACAAAGCAUAUACAAACAUUCCAUUGUCAUGUUCGAUAUUGAUCCAAAAGUUUUCUUCGCUGUUGUAUCCUCGAAAUGUUAUUUAAAAAGAGAAAAAAACAAAUUAAAUAUGAAUAGUCCUGUAAAGUUUUCGAGAUAUUACGAAUCGAUCCAAAACAAAUUAAAUAGUUCAGUGUAUCAAAGAAAAUAUUCCCGAUUAAAAUAGAAAUAAUUAAUAUUAGAUGAUAAUAAUUAUAAAAACGUGUAUGUUUGAAUAACAAAAUUUAAGGAUUAGGAAGAAUGCAUUUUGACAAUAAAACGUGAAAAGGAGAGAUAGUAUUUUAUCAAACAUUAGUAAUAACGAUGCCUAUAUUAUUUGUGAAAAUAGAAUCUAUUAUAUGUUGAAUGACUUUCAAAAAAUAUGUUUUAGAUUCUCAAAACUGAAUAAUUGAUUUUUAUUCUUCCUAUCGUAUCAGAAGGGCACGUCGACCCAUAUUUAUAUGGUAUUGCUUACUUGAUAAUUGAGAUUCAUAAUGAGUCUAGUAUAGUAAAUUGAAUUCAUUAUGAAAAAAGAGAAAAUUAUGAUUAAAUUUAUAUUUCAGAUAUAUAAUAUCAUACUUUGAUCAUUUGAAAACAUCUUAAUAUAAUAUAAUAAAAUGUAAUAUAGUGCAUAUGUAUAA